CCUGUGGGUCGUCCGGCGGCUCGCGCGCAAAGCGCAGCAUCCCACAAUCCCCGCCAUGGCCGAGUUCAAGACCCUGGUCGCCCGCCUCGACGAGGCUGAGCAGUUUCUGGAGCGUGCGUCGGCGCCCGCGCCCGCCGCGUCGCCGUACGCUCCGCUAGACGCGCUCGACGCGGCGGUGUCGGCGCUCGAAGAGCUCACGCCGCGGGUGGGCGUGUUUGAGAAGCGGGCGCUCGAGAAGGACCCGGACAAGAAGGUCUACGGCCCAAAGAUGGCGGAGCGGGUGCUCGCGGUCGCGGGACGACUCGCCGAUGCGGCAGAGGCUGCGGACGAGCUCAGCGAUUCUCUGGCGCCGCUGCGGCGGCAGAGGAGCGGCGAGCGGCGAGCAGAGCAGCAGCGGGAGGAGGAGGAGGCGCAGGCGGCGGCGCAGGCGGCGGCGAGGGCGCAGGCCGCGGCGGACGAUGCGCGCUCGCGCGCGGCCGCCGACGCGGCGGCGGAGGCGGCCGCGGCCGAGGCGGAGGAGAGGCGGAGGGUGGCGGAGAGGCUGGAGCGGAUAGCCGCGGGCGAGGCGGGCGCCGAUCCGAGGCGCGGCGCCGCGGCAGCGCCGCGGCUCGGCCUCUCGCUCACCGACGCGCUGGCGGCGCUGGCGGCGGCAUGCGAGCCGGCCGAGCUGGCGUCGGCUGUGCAGGCGCUGCACUUGCUCUGCAGCAACGCGCUGGCCUAUCCGGAGGACGCGCGCUUCCGCGGCGUGCGGCUGCUCAACGAGACGUUCCAGCAGGCCGUCGCGCGGCACGCGGGCGGGGUCGAGGUGCUCCUCGCCCUCGGCUUCAUCGAGCGGGAGGAGGCGGAGGAGGACGGCGAGCGGCUGCCGCAAAUCGUCUACCGCCUCGAGGAGCCGCCGCUCGAGGAGCCGGAGCGGUGGGCGGAGUGGUACGCCGGCGUGCGCUCGCAGCGCGACGAGCUGACGGCGUACCUCGCCGCGGCGGCCAUACCGCCGCUGCCGCCGGCGACGAGGUCGCUCGGCUGGGACGAGGCGAAGCCCGCGCCGCUUGCGUCGCACCAGGUGGCCGUCCUGCACGGGCAGGCGGGGGGCGGGAGGUAAGCUGGUGGUCUAAAUACCGCAUUCUUUUCGCGUGGUGUACCUGUGUUAGUGCCAGUGCGCGCCAGUCCCGUACCAGUGUCCGGUGCGCGGUACUUGGUGGGUUGGACGCCCGCAAAAUUCUUUUUUCGCACAAC
Molecule: messenger RNA, 1233 nt
Organism: Emiliania huxleyi CCMP1516
Lineage: Eukaryota; Haptophyta; Isochrysidales; Noelaerhabdaceae
Exons: 1
Coding region: 56-1099 (347 amino acids)
Source: RefSeq, a predicted model, not a curated record